AUGAGUGAUUACGUUCGUAAGUCGUUACAAAAUCUGGAUUUGGGAAUCAAUGACGAACCGGUGCCUCUACCAUCGGUUCUGUGUGGAAACGCUGCAAACGCGAAUCGAUUCUCUUUGAUCGUUUCGGUGGUUAACCCAAAGAAGCAAAACCUGCGUGCUAUUGUGAAUCAAAUGCCGAAGAUUUGGGGUUUCAUGAAUGAGUGUAGAGGUCGGAUUCUGGGAAAUGGCAAGGUUCUGUUCAUCUUCAAAACAGAGGAAUCAAUGAACCUGGUGCUUCGCCGUGGGCCUUGGGCAUUCAAUGAAUGGAUGUUAUCUGUUCAUCGCUGGUACCCGAACAUUGGUGAGGAGGAGAUGAAGAUUAUUCCUUUUUGGAUCCAAAUCAAGGGUAUUCCAAUCGUGUAUCUCACUAUUGCGAUGGUUAAGUACAUUGGAGACAAUUUGGGUCCUGUAGUUAGUGUUGAUUUUGACGAGAAUGUCAAUUGGGUGGAGUUUGUUCGGGUUUGUGUCAAUUGGAGUAUCGACACGCCCCUUCGUUUCCAAAGGAACUUUCAAUUUACUGCUGAUGAGAAUACGGUUUUAAAAUUUCGGUUUGAGCGACUCAGAAACUUUUGUUCUCGCUGUGGUUCAUUGAAACAUGAUGCAAAAGAAUGUGAAUUGGUUUUUGAAGAUCAGCCUCUCGACGAUGACGACAAUGGAGAACCAGAAGACAAUCCGAAUGCAGGCAAUGAUGAUGCAGUCGAAGAUGAGUUCAACCCUGGAGAUGAGCCUGCUGGUCCAGAUUUCGCCAUGGAAGGCCCUGCUGAUAAUCAUGAUGUGCAUGUGUAUAACCCCAUGGAACCUGCUAAUCUCCCGGAGGGUGCUGAUUAUGACACAGUUUCACUGGAAACUGUUGACCCUGUUGACCUUAUUCCUGGACUGAGAUUGGUUCACAAUUCCAGAAGGCACCAAGAGUUCAUUAUUACAGAAUCUGAUGACUCUUCCAUUCCAAGUGCAUUUGAGGACACAGAGUUAACUGCAGAGAGAUUGCGCUUUCUGCAUACUAAGUUUGCAAAGGAACAACACCUUGAAGACCACACUUGGACUGAUUCGACUACAAAGGUUUGCUUCUCUCCAGCUUCAGCUUCAACCUGCAAGAAGAGGAAGAGUAUGGAAUUCUUAUACCAGCGUCGUGAAGAAGAAGAGGAUAUGGCGGGCCUAUGUUCGCCGCUGACUCAAUCUCGUCUGAAACGUUUAUGUCGUAUUUUAAAACCUCAUCUUUUAUUUCUGUGUGAAACUCUAAAUACUUCUUCUGUUGUGUGUGAUUUUGCUUCAGUUUUAGGAUUUGAUAAUGUUAUUACUGAACCCCCUCAUGGAAGGAGUGGUGGUUUAGCUAUGAUGUGGAUGAAUUCUAUCUCUUUAUCCAGAUUGUAUCAGGAUGAAAUAAUCAUUGAUGUUCACAUUGAUUUUAAUAAUAUAAGUUUCUAUUUGUCUGGUGUGUAUGGUCAUCCUGUUCCAAGUCAGAGACAUGUUUUGUGGGAUAAACUUCAUCAUAUUAAUCGAACAAGACAUGGUCCUUGGAUGAUUAUGGGAGACUUUAAUGAAAUCUUAAGUAAUAAUGAAAAAAUUGGAGGGCCCUUGAGAGAAGAGUGGACAUUUAGACAAUUCAGAAAUUUAUUCUCCUCUUGUGAUCUAUCUGAUCUUCGUUCUAAAGGAGAUAGAUUUUCUUGGGUUGGGGAGAGAAGGAACUAUACAGUGAAAUGUUGUUUAGACAGAGUUGUCACCAAUUCUGAAUGGUUAGCUUGCUUUCCUACUGCAGAAGCUGAAUUUUUGGAGUUUAACGGCUCAGAUCACAAACCUGUCCUCACGAAUUUUACUCCUCGGACUUAUGGCCAUCAUAAACUUUUUCGGUUUGAUAAACGAUUAACACAUAUUGACAAUUUUAAUCAGAUUGUGGAACAAGGAUGGAAUUCCUGCAAAAAUCUAAACUACUAUUCUAUAUGUGAUCAAAUUGAAAACUGUCGUAAAGCCAUGUCAAGAGAAAAACAUCAUUCGAAUUUGAAUGCAGCUAAACGUAUUGAUCACUUUCAAGCUGCUUUGAAUACAGCCAUGGAGAGUGUGAACUGGCGUCAUCGACGUGAGAUUCCAUAUUUACAGGGCGAACUAACCAAAGCUUUUAGAGAUGAAGAGUAUUAUUGGCAAAAUAAAAGCCGGAACAAUUGGAUGACUCUGGGUGACCGAAACACUUCUUACUUCCAUGCAUGUACAAAAAAACGAUAUGCAAGAAACUACAUUACAACAAUAAAAGAUUCGGCCAAUGUAGUACAUGUUGGUGAUCAAGAGAUUGGUAACCAUGCCCAGGACUAUUUUACAGAGGUUUACAAGUCAAGUCAUCAUCCUGUUUCUCCGAUAGAUUUCGGUGACUUUAUCCCGAAGGUUACGUCUGAAAUUAAUGCCGAUUUAACAAGAGAUUUUACAAACGAGGAGAUCUUUGAGGCCAUUUCAGCCAUUGGAGAUGACAGAGCUCCUGGACCAGAUGGACUAACAGCAAGGUUUUAUAAACAUUAUUGGCAUAUCAUAGGAUCAGAUGUCACCCAAGAGAUUCAAGAUUUUUUUGCAACUUCCUAUAUGAAGUCAGGUAUAAAUCAUACUAACAUUUGCAUGAUACCAAAAAUUAAUAAUCCUUCAACCCUAUCUGAAUAUAGACCUAUAGCUCUGUGUAAUGUUUUAUACAAAAUAAUCUCAAAAUGUUUGGUUAAUCGUCUCAAAAAUCAUUUAAAUUCCAUUGUCUCGGACACACAAGCUGCCUUUAUUCCUGGACGCUUAGUAACUGAUAAUGUCAUGAUCGCUCAUGAAGUUAUGCAUGCCCUAAAGUCAAGAAAGAGAGUUUCCCAAAAUUACAUGGCCAUAAAAACUGAUGUUACAAAAGCUUAUGAUAGGGUUGAGUGGACUUUUCUAGAGGUUACUAUGCAAUUGUUUGGUUUCUCAAAAAAAUGGAUUGAUUGGAUCAUGGCUUCAGUUCGUUCUGUAAGCUAUUCUAUUCUUAUUAAUGGUUCACCCCAUGGUCUGGUUAUUCCUGAAAGAGGAAUUCGACAAGGAGAUCCUUUAUCGCCCUAUUUAUUUAUACUUUGCGCGGAUAUUAUGAGUCAUCUUAUUAAAACUCGUGUUCUUUCUGGUGAUAUUCGUGGUGUCCGGAUUGGUAAUGGAGCCCCAGCCAUCACUCAUCUACAAUUUGCAGAUGAUUCUUUGUUUUUCUGCCAAGCUAAUGCUCGAAAUUGUAAAGCUAUUAAAGAAGCUUUUGAAGUUUAUGAAUAUUACUCAGGCCAAAAAAUUAAUACAUCCAAAUCAUUAAUAACCUUUGGUGCUAAAGUACAUGGACAACUUCAAAAUAGACUAAAAAAUAUCUUAGAAAUACCAAAUCAUGGUGGAGGUGGUAAAUAUCUCGGAUUACCAGAACAAUUUGGCCGCAAAAAGAAAGAUAUGUUCAACUAUAUUUUAGAAAAGGUGAAACAACGAACUGCAUCAUGGAGUGCAUCCAGACUUUCUCCAGCUGGGAAAGAAAUAAUGUUAAAGUCUGUUGCCCUCGCAAUGCCAGUUUAUACAAUGUCCUGUUUCAAAAUUCCGGCGAGUAUCAUAAAGGAUAUAGAUUCUGAACUUCAACGAUUCUGGUGGGAGAAAGGAAAUUCUGAGAGGGGAAUACCUUGGAUAGCUUGGAAGCGUCUUCAAUUUUCAAAAAAAGAAGGUGGUUUGGGUUUUAAGGAUCUAUCAAAGUUCAAUGAUGCUCUUUUGGCUAAGCUUGCUUGGAGAAUUUAUAAACAUCCAGAUACUCUUUUUGCUCGCUUAAUGAAAGCAAGAUACUUUCGUGAUGAUUCUAUUUUGGAAGGCAAAAAACGUGUAAAUCAAUCUUAUGGUUGGGCAUCUAUUUUAGAAGGGAUUAAAAUCGUUAAGAUGGGUACUAGAUUUAUUAUAGGGGAUGGGGUCUCAGCUAGAGUACAUAAUGACAAUGUUACCAUUACCCAUUCGCCUAAACCAGUACGCACAUUGACAAAUGAUCCUAUUCUUUAUAAGGAUCUUAUUUCUUCUAUUGGUAACCAUAGAUUUUGGGAUAAUGAUAAAAUUUCUAACUAUGUACAUCCCUUGGAUCACCAUCAUAUUUUUCAAAUGCAUUUACCCCGGUCUAGUACUCCUGAUAGAUUAAUUUGGCAUUACAAUAAAUCUGGUGAAUAUUCUGUUCGUUCGGGUUAUUGGCUAAUUAUGCAUGAACCCCAUACAAUGAUUGCGAAUCAUUCGGUUCCCUCUGGUUCUUUAGUGUUAAAAAAUCAAAUUUGGAAAUUGAAAGUUAUUCCAAAAAUUAAACACUUUCUGUGGCGAAUUCUUACAAAAGCUUUACCUACCAUUACUCGUCUUAAUUCUCGUGGAAUGAAUUUGGAUCCUAUUUGUCCGAGAUGUUUCCGAGCUGAUGAGACUAUUGAACAUAUUUUUUUCCAAUGCCCUACUGCCAUUACAAUUUGGGAAUGUUCGCAUAUUCCUAGUCAUGUUCAGUUUUGCUCAUCUUCAACCUUUGAAUUUGUUCUUGAACAAAUAUUUUCUAUGCAAUCUGAUAACAAUAUCCCUCAAGCGACCAAAUUACUUCCAUUUUGGGUUCGUUGGCAUAUUUGGAAAACCAGGAAUAAUUUUAUCUUUAACGGCAUUCAAGAUAUACCGAUAAACUCUGUCUUACGUGCACAAGGGGACGUCCGUGAAUGGUUAACUUACAGUCAUAAUACUUCUCACAAUCAUCAAGUCACUCAACCUAUUCAACAAAGUUCAUGGACUCGUCCUCCGACUAACAUGAUUAAGUGUAAUUAUGAUGCGGCUUUUGAUUAUAAUACACACCAAGUUAAAGGUGGUUGGAUUCUUCGCGACGAAAAUGGAGGCUCGAACGGAUGGGGAAGUUCUGUUCUCGGCUAUGCGAUUUCCCCUUUGGAAGCAGAAGCGAAAGCUCUUUUGGCGGCAAUGCAACAAAGUUGGAUUAGAGGCAUCACGAAGAUUUGUUUUGAAGGCGAUAGUGAAGUUUUGAAUAAGAUUCUAAAUCAUCAAUUCUAUGAUAUUGCUAUUGAUCGGGUGCAACAUGAUAUCUCAAUGUGGGCUUCUUUAUUUCAUACUAUUCAAUUUGUAUUUACUCGUAGAUCUUGUAAUAAUGCUGCUCACUUGUUGGCAAAGUAUGGUUGUUCUUCUGUUAGUUUUUACUCUGAUUCGUUUCAUUCGCCUCAAUGGCUAACUGACCAGUUGUAUUAUGAUUUCAUUCAUUCAUUAAUAUAA
Molecule: messenger RNA, 5277 nt
Organism: Capsella rubella
Lineage: Eukaryota; Viridiplantae; Streptophyta; Magnoliopsida; Brassicales; Brassicaceae
Exons: 2
Coding region: 1-5277 (1758 amino acids)
Molecular function (GO): nucleic acid binding; RNA-DNA hybrid ribonuclease activity
Source: RefSeq, a predicted model, not a curated record